Messenger RNA from Pseudozyma hubeiensis SY62, 1308 nucleotides. RefSeq names its product NAD binding oxidoreductase. Lineage: Eukaryota; Fungi; Basidiomycota; Ustilaginomycetes; Ustilaginales; Ustilaginaceae. The record is from RefSeq and is a predicted model, not a curated record. The transcript has 6 exons. Gene Ontology annotation, molecular function: nucleotide binding. Bases 1 to 1308 code for a protein of 435 amino acids.
AUGUCGAUCGGAGAAACCAGCCGGCCCGUGACGCUCGCCAUCAUCGGCGCUGGUCAGCGUGGAAGUGCUUAUGCUGCGUAUGCGGCAAAAUACCCGGACCUAUGCAAGGUCGUUGCCGUUGCGGAUCCGUGGAAGUUCCGACGUGAGAAGAUGAGCAAGAUCCACGAUGUGCCGAAAGAGAACCAGUACGACGGAUGGAAGAGCUUCUCGGAAGCCGGCAAGGUUUGCGACGCAGUAGCCAUUUGCACAAUGGACGACACGCACGCCGAGGUGGUGAGCGUGUUUGCACCGCUCGGAUACCACAUCCUCUGCGAAAAACCCAUGGCAAACUCGAUCAAGGACUGUGUGACCAUGGUCAACAACGUCCGCGACACGGAUCUCAUCUUCGGAAUUGGUCACGUGAUGCGAUACUCGCCGUACAACCGCGCAGUCAAGGAGGUGAUCGACUCGGGCGUGCUCGGCGAGAUUAUCAACAUUCAGCACAUCGAGCCCGUCGGAUGGCAGCACUUUGCGCACUCGUACGUGCGAGGCAACUGGAAGAACGAAGCGACGACGAGUUUCUCCCUGAUGGCCAAGUGUUGCCACGAUCUCGACAUCCUCUCGUACUACAUGGGCAAGGAUGUUCCCACACGGGUCUCAUCGUUCGGCUCGCUGGCCCACUUCAAGCCGAGCAAGAAGCCGAAGGAGGCUGGAGACGCCAAGAGGUGCACCGACUGUGCAUACGAGAGAAAGUGCCCGUACAGCGCCAAGAAGAUCUAUCUCGAGCCGGUGAUGAGCGACGCUCCGGAUCCGGAACGCUGGGCACAACAUAUCACCGACGUGGUCGACAUUGAGAACGUGGGCAAGGCGAUCGCCGAAGGACCGUACGGGCUGUGCGUGUACAAUGGACAGAACGAUGUGGUGGACAACCAAGUGGUCAACAUCGAGUUCGAGUCGGGCGCUACGGCCAACAUCACCAUGGUGGCGUUCUCGGAAGUGGUGUGCAACCGAUCGACACGCAUCCACGGCACACGCGGCGAGCUGAUCGGCAACAUGGAGACGUUCAGCGUGUUUGACUUUUCGACGCAGGAAAAGAGGACGGUGACGCCACAACACGAAGGUGGUGGUCACGGCGGUGGAGAUUUGGGACUGGCGAGGGCGUUUGUGAAGGCGGUCGCUGAGAAGGAUGCGAGACACCUGGGAGUGACGCCGGAGGACGUGCUCAGAAGUCACUUGAUGGUCUUCGCGUCCGAGACAUCAAGGAAGGAAGGCAGAGUGAUUGACUAUGGCCAGUUUGAGAAGGAGCAGAAAGCGUUGUACAGCCAGUAG